Messenger RNA from Pipistrellus nathusii (Nathusius's pipistrelle), 963 nucleotides. The record is from the annotation of a GenBank genome assembly. Lineage: Eukaryota; Metazoa; Chordata; Mammalia; Chiroptera; Vespertilionidae.
AUGAGCGUGGGCUUCAUCGGCGCGGGCCAGCUGGCCUGUGCGCUGGCGCGGGGCUUCACGGCCGCGGGCAUCCUGUCGGCUCACAAGAUCAUAGCCAGCUCCCCGGACAUGGACCUGCCCACGGUGUCCGCGCUCAGGAAGCUGGGAGUGAGCCUGACCCGGAGCAACAAGGAGACGGUGAGGCACAGCGACGUGCUGUUCCUGGCCGUGAAGCCGCACAUCAUCCCCUUCAUCCUGGACGAGAUCGGCGCCGACGUGCAGGCCCGGCACAUCGUGGUGUCCUGUGCCGCCGGCGUCACCAUCAGCUCGGUGGAGAAGAAGCUGACGGCCUUCCAGCCGGCGCCCAAGGUGAUCCGCUGCAUGACCAACACGCCCGUGGUGGUGCGGGAGGGCGCCACGGUGUACGCCACGGGCACCCACGCGCUGGUGGAGGAUGGGCAGCUGCUGGAGCAGCUCAUGAGCAGCGUGGGCUUCUGCACGGAGGUGGAGGAGGACCUGAUCGACGCCGUCACGGGGCUCAGCGGCAGCGGGCCCGCCUACGCGUUCAUGGCCCUGGACGCGCUGGCUGACGGCGGGGUGAAGAUGGGCCUCCCUCGGCGCCUGGCCCUCCGGCUGGGGGCCCAGGCCUUGCUGGGCGCUGCCAAGAUGCUGCUGGACUCAGAGCAGCACCCAGGCCAGCUCAAGGACAACGUCUGCUCCCCCGGGGGGGCCACCAUCCACGCCCUGCACUUCCUGGAGAGCGGGGGCUUCCGCUCGCUGCUCAUCAACGCCGUCGAGGCCUCCUGCAUCCGCACACGAGAGCUGCAGUCCAUGGCCGACCAGGAGAAGAUCUCCCCUGCCGCCCUCAAGAAGACCCUCCUGGACAGAGUGAAGCUGGAGUCCCCGACAGUGUCCACGCUGACCCCCUACAGCUCCUCCAUGGUCCUCACCCGAAGCCCAGCCCCGGGAGGCAAGAAGGACUAA